AUUCUGUAAUCUUUUUGUUUAACACAAAUCCUUCAUUCUCUCUCCCUCUCCUUCUUCUUCUCCUCCCUCCUCCCUCCUCUAUCAGAAAACCUCAAAUUUAGUCAAUCAGAAUCCCAGAUGUUGUUAUCUUCUUCUUCCUCCUGAAGAUUUGAUUUGAUUUGGUUUCUCUCCCCCUCCCCCUUUUCAGAUCCCUAUUCCCAUGGCUUCUGGAUCUUACUGGUGUUACAGCUGUAGCCGAUUCGUUUGGGUUUCCGAUUCAAUCUCUUGCCCUGAUUGCGACGGUGGUUUCCUCGAACACAUCCAGGAAUCUCUGGAUUUCACACCUUCCGAUUCAUUCCACCGUGUCACCACUACUAGUCAACAUCGCAGCCCCACUCGCUUCCCUCUUCCCUCUUCUUCAUCUAUGCACGCUUCCACCGCCGAGAACAGUCCCACUCCCACCAGCGUGACUCGUACUCGGAGCAAUCGAUCUCCUAAUCCGGUUAUUGUUCUCCGUGGAUCUGGUGGUCCUUCUGAUGUCUCCGAAGGUUUAGAUCGGUCUGCUUUUCAGAUGUAUUACGAUGAUGGUACUGAUUCUGGUCUUAGACCUUUACCACCGAGUAUGACUGAGUUUUUGCUUGGUUCUGGAUUCGAUCGGUUGUUAGAUCAGAUCUCUCAGAUCGAGCUUAACACCAAUCGUAACAAUCGUUCUUGUGAGCAUCCGCCUGCUUCUAAAUCGGCCAUUGAAGCUUUGCCUCUCAUCGAAAUCGACCCCAAUCAUCUCCAGUCUGAUUCUCAAUCUCACUGCGCUGUUUGUAAAGAGAAUUUUGUUUUGAAAUCGUCCGCUCGUGAGAUGCCCUGUAAUCACAUCUAUCAUCCUGAUUGUAUCCUUCCUUGGCUUGCGAUACGAAACUCUUGUCCGGUUUGCCGUCACGAGCUGCCGCCGGCAGAGGAUAUUAGUGAUGGAAGCACCGGUGGUGCUUUGACUGUUACUGCUUCCGCGGAGGAAGAGGAAGACUCUGCUGCGGGGUUAACGAUUUGGAGGUUACCAGGUGGAGGAUUCGCUGUAGGGAGAAUCCCCGGUGGUUGGAGGGGAGGAGAUAGAAUGAUGCCGGUUGUUUACACGGAGGUUGACGGUGGUAGACUCGGCGAUGAGAGACUUCCGAGAAGAGUAGCUUGGGGUUCGAGGAGAGGAGGAAGAGAUGGGAGUAGUAGAGAGAGAGGUGGCGGGUUCGCGGGUCGGAUCAUGAGGCUUUUUGGAUGUUUUAGCGGGUCAUCUGGAUCCAUUGCUGCUGCAGCAUCGUCCGGGUCUGGGUCGAGAAUUCGGGUUACCCGUAGGACGAGGUCGUUCUCUCUGUUUAAUACGUCGUCUUCGUCAAGGAGACGAAAUUGGCUAGCCUGAUUAGUAGAGUUAUCGUCCCCGGACCUCUCUCAGCUAUAACCUUCGAAGUUCGAACUGCAGCACAACAAACCAAUAAUACAUAAUAUACCUAGAGGCUAUAGAAGAAUCUCUCAUAAAGCGACCAAUUUAGUUUGAUGAGUGAGGUGAGGUCAAUAACUACAGCAAACGUGAAGAGAGAAAAAAGCAAUAAUAGAGUUUUUAAUACAACGCAUCUGAUGAUGCUGUCGUUUAUUGGAGACAGGCUUUGUAAUGUAGCCAUUAUUUUUCAUUAUUAGGUUUUGUUUAUGCUGCCCUUUUUUGUUUCCUAUGUCAAAUGCAAUCUUACUGUUAUCACAGUAAUGAAACUGAAUUUUGUUUUCUA
Molecule: messenger RNA, 1742 nt
Organism: Capsella rubella
Lineage: Eukaryota; Viridiplantae; Streptophyta; Magnoliopsida; Brassicales; Brassicaceae
Product: probable E3 ubiquitin-protein ligase RHC2A
Exons: 2
Coding region: 200-1381 (393 amino acids)
Biological process (GO): protein ubiquitination
Cellular component (GO): cytoplasm
Molecular function (GO): ubiquitin protein ligase activity
Source: RefSeq, a predicted model, not a curated record